This is a messenger RNA of Pollicipes pollicipes, 1320 nucleotides long. RefSeq lists its product as uncharacterized. The record is from RefSeq and is a predicted model, not a curated record. The transcript is spliced from 3 exons. Gene Ontology annotation, cellular component: membrane. Bases 1 to 1320 code for a protein of 439 amino acids. Gene Ontology annotation, molecular function: G protein-coupled peptide receptor activity. NCBI's taxonomy places the organism in Eukaryota, Metazoa, Arthropoda, Thecostraca, Pollicipedomorpha, Pollicipedidae.
AUGGCGUAUUGGCUUGGGCCGUGGAUGGGGCUUCCACUACUUGCUGAUGUGCAUGAGAAGCAGGUGCAAGACCAGGAAAAGCCGGAGAAGUUCCAGGUGUCCAUGCACCUGGGCCACUAUGAGCCUGACGAGGUUGUUGUCAAGGUCAGUGACAAUGUCAUCACUGUCCGGGCUGAGCACGAAGAGAAGUCGAAGAACAGCUAUUCGUUCAGCAGUACGGUGCGCCAGAUCACGGCGCCAGAGGAUGCGAGGCCGAACCGACUCAGUGGGGACCUCCUGAUCCCGAACCCGCACCGUGCGAUGGCCGGGCCUCCGACGAGCUCGUGUGACGAGCCCGACGAGCGGAUGGCGCGGUUGACGCAGGCGGCGUACGUCUGGUGCGCGCCCGCCAUCUGCGCGCUCGGUCUGGCGGCGAACAUCGCCAACCUGACCGUGCUGCGCCGGCCGCCGCUGCGCGCGCUCACCGUCUACACGUACCUGCACUGGCUGUCGGUGUCCGACCUGCUGGGGCUCCUCUUCUCCACGCUGUUCGUGUACCUGCUGACACAGGAGACGCGCUUCGACCGUUGUGGCGCGUCGCUGUCGCUCGCCUUCUACGCAGCGCACCUUAACAAGCCACUGACGAACAUGUUCGUGUCGGCGAGCGUGUUCAUCACGCUCUGGCUGUCGGCCAACCGGCGCGAGGCGAUGAUGCGCCCGGCGGCUUACCACGCCACAGAGACGGCAGACCUGGCGUUCGUGCGCAUAGCCGGCUCGCUGGUGGUGGCGCUGGCCCUGUACGUGCCGAUGGUGUUCCAGUACGAGGUACAGCUGGACAGCACGCUAGGGACGUACGUGCUGCGCGAGGAGGAGUUCACUGCCACCAAGGGCUGGCUCGCAUACCAGUGGCUGCUGCAGGCGAGCGUGCGCCUGCUACCGUCCGCCAUCAUCGUCUUCAACAACGUGCUGGUGGCGCGCGGCCUGCUGGCUCAACGUAAUCGCCGUUCGCUGGUGCCGCUGUCGUCCGACCCGACGCCACCGGCUCGGGGCGCGUGCGUCCAGCGGCGGCGCACGACGCUGAUGCUGCCGGCGAUCUCGGCGCUGAGUAUCCUGACCAGCGUGCUCUCGUCGGUGGUGUUCGUCUGGGGCCAGGCGUCGCAUCUCUACAAGGAGGGCUACAACUGCUACCAGGUGUGGCGCGCACUCAGCAACAACCUUGAGCUGUUCGUGUUCGCGGCCAACCCCGUGCUGAACUUUGUGUUCUCGUACGACGUGAGACGCGGCUACCACGAGCUGGCGCGCGACAUAAUGCGCGCCCGGUGCUUUUCCAGAAGGGCUUGA